Molecule: messenger RNA, 1818 nt
Organism: Scedosporium apiospermum
Lineage: Eukaryota; Fungi; Ascomycota; Sordariomycetes; Microascales; Microascaceae
Exons: 3
Coding region: 1-1818 (605 amino acids)
Source: RefSeq, a predicted model, not a curated record
AUGACGGCUUCAAAGAGAGGGUAUCAAGCGAGUGAGGAGGAAGAGUCACAGAACGCAAGCCACUCCAGAACUUCGGUAGCAAAACGAGCCCGGACGGAAUCUAUCCUUAGUGGAUCUUCAGAAGUUAGUCCUAUGGCGUUAGAUCAAACGGAAAUGGGUGCCGAUGCGGAAGAGGAGUGGGAGGACGUUAGUGAUAUUGAUGGCGCGGAUGAAGACAAUAUGGCAAUUCUCAGUUCUGAAACCGAGGAGGAGGUUGAAUCUAACUACGACGAAGACGAUCUAUCAGAUGUGCAGGGCCACGGCGAAAGAAUCUGUCUCUGCAAGAACUGCGAAGUUGAAUGGGACAGUGACAUAAUGAGGGUGGCGUUUGGACUCCUUGUGUCCCCGGCAGGAGAACCCAAUAAGUUUCGGCGAGUAGGAGUCUUUGCGUCCUCCCCUAUUGGAGCAGGAGGUUUGGGAUUCUUCAAAUCGCUGGGCGGGCACCUUGAUGUCGAGCAAGAACCAUUUCCAUCCCCAUCGACAUACCAUUUGAACUCCAUCUCCACUGCCAUGGCUGAUCACUACGCCCUCCCGAAUCCACCUCCCAGCAUCAUUCCCCGCAGGGUGCUCGACCCUUCCCGUCGAGAGUUUGAUCUCGGCUGGCCCGAUGAUGAUUCCGACUUUGAAGAGCGCCCACAACGAUCAGCAGAAGCACUUGUGCCGUAUCACUCAAGUGCGAGACAAACUGGGAGUCAAGGAGAUCCUUCUUUCGGCAUAAUCCCAAUUGGAAGUCAUACCAGCGGGAUCACAUGGACGAAUGACACUAGCUCGACGGGAAAUGGCCAACAGCAUCUGCCCCUUUACUACUCCACCAAGCGCAGCAACAGACAACGGAACACGCAAAGACGUUCCGAGAGUAGACACGGAACUAGUGGUAGUUAUUCGCGAACUUUCAACUCUGAUACGGCAAACGCUCACGCGAUCAAAUCAGCACGGUACCCGGCGCUUUACGAGAUGCUGAAAACGCCGCCAGCCGCCAGAAAAGCGCUGAAAAACUGGAAGAAAGAGGGAAAACAAGCCGCGCUUGAGGAGGCUUCCACUAGUACUCCCGCGUUGGAAGGCGUUCACGACCGGCCGCUCAUCCAAGACGGCCAGGUAGCGGCCGAUGAAAAUUCCGGCUCACAGAACACCGAAGCUCAGAAUACCGCCGACGGCAGCCGCCCUCAGGAAUCGGCCCCUGUUCGCAAUAGCAGCGAGCCCCGGACGGACUCCGGUGACCAAAUGGAGGCAGCUCCCCCAUCCGCCGCUCUUUCGACCAGCAUGGUGGUCCGCGGGGACAUGCUCGCCAGUAGUUUGCCCCCACAAUACAUGACCUUCUCUGAGCCCCUGCUCGAAAAGACGCGGCGCGGGAAGCGCCUUAUUAUAACUUGCAACCUCGCAAAAUCCUAUCCAAACUUCCACAUCGAGUGCAAUUACGUCUACAUCGACCAGCACGAGCGGGUCAAUCUUAGCCAGACAGACACGCGUAUCUCGUUCGCGAUCGUCUCAACGAAGGAAAACAUUUGGACUGUGGCGAUGGAGCAAAAAGGCUAUAAUGAAGACUUUAUCAAAGGGCUUAUAGGGGACGCAGAGUACGCUAGGCUGGAGGGGGAGGCUAGCGGGCCAGUAAAGGGACAUAGCAAAUCAUACGGCUCCUCCGUCGUCGCGAAGGUGGCUAAGAAGGUCACGAUACCUGAGGGAUUUGACCUGGGCGGCAUUUGGUGUAAAGCGGGCGGGUUUUACGAAAUGAGGAUCUUUGUUCCGGAAAAGAAUUCUAGGGAUAACAACACGGACUGGUGA